AUUUUAGGACUAUAUUCAGAAUAUAAUGAGAAAUCAUAAGUAAUAAUUAUCAAGACAUUAAUAAUUUAAAAUUACUAUUUAAUUAUUUAAAACCUUAUCAAUCUAUGGUAAUAAAAUGACAAAUAAAGCACUAUAAAAAUAACAGUACACUCCGGACUGUCAGUCGAGUCGUACGGUUUGUGUAUAUUUUGCCGCGAAAAUGUUCCGGCUGAUUUUUAUUUUUAAUGUAGUUUGUAUAUUUUUGGUGGACAGUUUUAUUAUCGUUAAUCCCGGUCCAAGAUACCCACCGACGAAAGGGGAAGUGUGGCCAAAGCCGCAACAGCAGAUAAAAGAACAGACUUAUUUUAAACUAUCGCCUUCAGUAUUUAAAUUUACGGAGACAGGAAAAUCGUGUGAAAUAUUAAAAAAUGCUAUAGAGCGAUACACCGCAGUGCUUAGGAGCACACACCACAUAGUGUGGAGACAUUCCAAGAAAACAUGGAAGAAUGCAGAACCUCGGCAAGUGGAUACAAAUCCCGACUUCCUAGGUACGCUAGAAGAACUGCAGAUAAACCUCAGCAGACCAUGCGAGGCCUACCCGCACAUGGAUAUGGAUGAGAAAUAUAGUCUCAACGUUUCUGCAGUAUCGUCGCUGACCAGUGACUCCAUAUGGGGCAUACUGAGGGGCAUGGAAACCUUCGCACAACUGUUCUAUUUGUCUAACGGGUAUAAAGAUGUUCUUAUCAACUCGACACAAAUCGUGGACUUCCCGAGAUACACGUAUCGAGGGCUGCUGAUCGAUACAUCGAGGCAUUACCUCAGUGUCGCCAACAUACUCAAGACCUUGGACGCUAUGGAAAUGAACAAGAUGAAUGUUCUGCACUGGCACAUUGUAGACGAUCAGAGCUUUCCUUAUCAGAGCGAGAGAUUCCCGCAGCUAAGUGAACAAGGUGCAUACGAUCCCUCGAUGAUCUACACGAAGGCCAACAUCAACAAGAUCAUAAAAUACGCACAAGACAGGGGGAUCCGGGUACUGCCUGAAUUCGACGUACCAGGACACACGAGGUCAUGGGGCGUCGCAUACCCUGGAAUUCUCACAGAAUGCUACAAGUCCGGUAAAGUAGUAGGCUUGGGGCCCAUGGACCCAACCAAGAACAUCACGUACAAACUAAUAGGCGAGCUGUUCCAUGAAGUGCAGGAGCUAUUCCCCGACAAAUACUUCCAUCUUGGAGGUGAUGAAGUCGCUUUGAACUGCUGGAGAUCAAACCCACAAAUAUGCAAGUUCAUGGACGCCCAUAACAUGACUCGCACCAGUGAACUGCACGCGUACUUCAUGACUAAGGUCCUUCCUUUGUUGGACCAGAAAUCUAAGCCCAUAGUCUGGCAGGAGGUCUUUUUUAACAAUGUGACGUUACCCAGUGAUGCCAUCGUACAAGUGUGGAAAACUAUUGGCCCGAAGGAUAUGAUUUCAGUAUUGCAAGCCAAUCACAAAGUUAUCUAUUCAGCAUCGUGGUACUUGGACUAUUUGGCUAAUGGAGGAGACUGGGAAGGGUUCUACGCAGUGGACCCACGGCAGUUGAUCCCAAAACAUUAUAAGGAACUGGACUUGAACAAGAUACUGGGUGGAGAAGCCUGCAUGUGGGGCGAAGCAGUUGACGACAGAAACUUGAUAAGCAGGGUAUGGCCCCGUGCUAGCGCAGUAGCUGAGAAACUGUGGAGCGCGGAAGCACCACGAUACAACAAGAGCAGUCCAAAGGCAGUGUCGUCAGUGCAGCGCCGUCUAGAGGAACACGCCUGCCGCAUGAACCGACGCGGCAUACACGCACAGCCACCCAAUGGGCCAGGAUUCUGUGUUGGAGCAAUGUAAUUAGUUUACACUAUAUAAAAAUACAUAUAAGAUGCCUAUAUUUUUGGUAUUAAUUUCCUAGGUACCUACAAUAAAGUACCCUCAAAAAAAACCUACUAUAAAGUAUUCUGUUUUUAUCUAUGUAUUAUGUAUCUAUAUUAACAAUACUUAGAUACCUUCUAGGUUCUUAUAAGCCGAUAAAUGUAUAGCAGUUUGUUUUAUUAAAUCGAUCUUUAAAUUUUA
Spodoptera frugiperda (fall armyworm) is the source of this 2068-nucleotide messenger RNA. Its product is annotated as beta-hexosaminidase subunit beta. The transcript is spliced from 10 exons. The record is from RefSeq and is a predicted model, not a curated record. Lineage: Eukaryota; Metazoa; Arthropoda; Insecta; Lepidoptera; Noctuidae. Gene Ontology annotation, biological process: glycosaminoglycan metabolic process; ganglioside catabolic process; carbohydrate metabolic process. Gene Ontology annotation, molecular function: beta-N-acetylhexosaminidase activity. The coding region runs from base 200 to 1846 and encodes 548 amino acids. Gene Ontology annotation, cellular component: membrane.